AUGCCUAAGUUGGCAACUCAAAGAUUAAAUCUUGGAGCAAUGACCCUUCCUGUGGACAGUUUCAGGCCAAGUAAUUUUGAGAGAGCUGUAGAUUCGGACUAUGAUCUAGAGGUUGGAACAUCGAAGAAGGAAGAUCUAUUGGAGGGAAAGCUGGUGCUGAUGAUUGAAACUGAGGUUGAUGAGACUACAAGAAUCGGUGGUUGGGUUGAGAUGAAGCAUGCAAAUAACAGACAUUUGCAGUGGGCUGUUACCAUGUCUGACAUUCCUGAAGAUGUAUAUUAG
Messenger RNA from Oldenlandia corymbosa var. corymbosa, 282 nucleotides. NCBI's taxonomy places the organism in Eukaryota, Viridiplantae, Streptophyta, Magnoliopsida, Gentianales, Rubiaceae. The record is from the annotation of a GenBank genome assembly.